Epinephelus moara (kelp grouper) is the source of this 2285-nucleotide messenger RNA. It is a transcript of the gene nrsn1l, whose product is annotated as neurensin 1-like. The transcript has 10 exons. Gene Ontology annotation, biological process: nervous system development. NCBI's taxonomy places the organism in Eukaryota, Metazoa, Chordata, Actinopteri, Perciformes, Serranidae. The coding region runs from base 537 to 1157 and encodes 206 amino acids. The record is from RefSeq and is a predicted model, not a curated record. Gene Ontology annotation, cellular component: neuronal cell body; neuron projection; transport vesicle.
AACGCGCGCACAUGAAGGGGGAAGGAGUGACAUCAACGGUGACAUCAGGUGGAUGAGAGAAACCUAAAGACAGCAGCAGCUGGAUGAAGAGAGAUCACCAGGGAGCUGGACGUUUCUGGAAGGUGAGCGUCACCUGAGGAACGCCGCACAUUGGCCCUAAGUGUCUCGUUAAAGGACUCUUCAGCGAGGUUGAAGUGUCUGCAGCAGUUUCUACCCAUCUGUAAAGAAAUGCACUUCCUGUCGUUGGACACUAGAGGCAUCAUCUGUGUGUUUACAGAUCUGCAGACACCAGUCACAUACGGUUUUUUUGGGGAGUUUUUCCUGAUCAGCUGUGAGGGUCAUAAGGACAGAGGGAUUGAUUGAACUUUAAAAAAUUAAGGAGGUUACACGGUUCCCUCCAGAUGUGCGCAUGCUCAGUGACUCCGUCGGGCUGAUUCACAUCAGCGACAGGCAGCGUUGGAGAUUCACCGGUCCGACCUCACAUGGAUCCCCAGUGAGCAGAGCGAGCACUCCGGGCAGGGGGUGUACAAGGUGUGAUGGCGCUGUGCUCUGAGCCCUGUGUCUCCGGCUCAGGAGGAGAAUCCUCCGGCAGUGAGGCGGGUUCCAGCUGUCUUCAGUUUGGGGUUCGUUCCUAUCUGCACCACUUCUACGAGGAGUGCUCGUCCUCCAUGUGGGAGAGGGACCCAGAGGACCGGGGGUUCGUCCAGAGCCAGAGGUCAGCCCUGUGGUGGAACUCAGCAGUCUGGAAGGUGUCCUUGGCCCUGGGUCUCCUGAUCCUGACUGCUGGUGUUGCCAGCCUGUCAGUCGGUUACUCCACUCCCCACAAAAUUGAGUCGUUUGGAGAAGGGGACCUGUUCUUCGUGGACAACCAGGCCGUCAGCUUCAACAGGGGGCUGCACGUCAGCACUGCGGCAGGGAUCGGGCUCGCUUGUCUCGGCUCAGCCCUGGCGGCGAUGGGGGUUGUGGUUUGGAUUCUCCCCAGGGCCAACUUGAAAGAGAAGCUGUUCCACAGACCAGGGGAAGGGGGACGGAGAGGAGAGGCAAAGUGGAGGGCAUUUAGGGAUCCUGGGGAUGUGGUGACGAAGCCGCCAGGCAUAGAGGAGGGGAAGAUACCCGUCACACUGUCGAAAGUGGAAAGUGUGCAGCCCACUCCCUAGAAAAGAUCCCUGCUGGGCUAUAUGGUGUACAGGACUUCAGCCAGAGACCUUGAGGCUCUCUUUAACACCUCAUAUUACAGGACAGGGAUUUAGUUGUUGACCAUAGACUGUGUUCGUGCAGUGCACUCGUGUUAUAUUUGAAAAUACAGUGAGUAAUGUCCACCUCAGCACUCAGAGAGCAGAACCUUUAUGACUGAUGAUAUCUCUCACUUUAUUUUGAUUUAUUUUUGCUCAAUAUAUUUUUAUUAAUUAUUUUUUUAAAUAGUAGUGGCACCAGCUUUCCCAGUAGAUAGAUCAGGUGGUGAUGUUGCAUGAGUAAUAUAGAAAACCUAUGUUUGCAUUCACAUAAUCUAUAUCCACACAUGGAUCACAGGACGUUCAGAAAGGUUGCUCACAGAUGUAUAAAAAGACUCAUUAACAUUUCUGUAUCUACGUUUUCACAUAUCUCCACUAAUGCUCAGCUGGAUUCAACACAUGUACAGCCACAGCGCUCGCCUGCUCACCCACACGCCUACACACAAAUUCAUGCUCCAUUGACAAUAUCACCUAUUUUCUCCUCACUGUAUUCCAGCUCUGUAAUUGCCUGCAAAGUGUUUCCAGGCAACAGUUGGGCUUCAAGUGCUUCAUUCUCAACUCCGAACAAAGACUCGUCUCCGAUUGGCCCAGCACUUCCCCGCUCUUUAUUUUCACACCAAUCAGAUGAUUUGUUUACUUGUGAACACAGUUAGUGGUGAAGCGCUGAGGUGAGAGGAAUGUGCACAGGCACCUUAGAGGCCACCUGUUUGAUUAGGUCCUCCAGUUUAUUUAAAUGAGUCUGAAUAACAGAGAGAACAAGUCAGAAAAAAAGAAUAAUCAUGAUGUCCUGGUUGGUUACCUGCACUGAUUCCUCUGGAUGUUAUUUUUGAUGUUUAUUUGUUUUAUUGUUGCUAUGAUGGAGAUAAUGGAAUAAAAUGUGGAUGAAGUGUCACUAGUGCAAACGGCCCAAAUAAACUUGUGAUCUGCAUAACUAAAGCAUUUGGUGCCACUUUAUCAAUCUGUUUGGCAAGAAUAUAAACUUAUCUUAAACCAGCAGUUCGUGAUAUUUUGAUAUUUAUGCUCAAAUGGGAAAGGCUGAAAGGGUGUCUUGUG